Messenger RNA from Thamnophis elegans (Western terrestrial garter snake), 2302 nucleotides. RefSeq names its product Rab interacting lysosomal protein like 1 (gene RILPL1). Gene Ontology annotation, biological process: cilium assembly. Gene Ontology annotation, molecular function: protein dimerization activity. The transcript is spliced from 7 exons. Lineage: Eukaryota; Metazoa; Chordata; Lepidosauria; Squamata; Natricidae. The record is from RefSeq and is a predicted model, not a curated record. Bases 161 to 1645 code for a protein of 494 amino acids. Gene Ontology annotation, cellular component: cytoplasm; ciliary basal body.
GGAGGAGGAACAGACCGACUCAGACGGGAGGAGGGGUCUGGAGAAGCCGGGGUCGAGCCGGCCGUCUCUGGAGCGCGGCCUCCGGGCGCCCGGGCUGCCUCCUUUCCUUCCCUUGCCUGGCAUAACGCUUGGCACCGCUUGGCACCGCAGCGGGCGUCCUAUGAAGGAGCCCCGGCCGAGGUCUGCUGGGCCGAUGGAGGGCGUGGGGGGUUCGGGGGUCUCGGCGCUGGAGAAGAGCGUGGCGGACCUGACGGUGAUGGACGUCUACGACAUCGCCUCCCUGGUGGGCCAGGAGUUCGAGCGUCUCAUCGACCAGCACGGCUGCGAGGCCAUCGGGCGGCUGAUGCCCAAGGUGGUGCGGGUGCUGGAGAUCCUGGAGGUGCUGGUCAGUCGCGACCACAUCAGCCCCGAGGUGGAGGAGCUGCGCCUGGAGCUCGACCGGCUCCGCCUGGAGCGCGUCGACCGGCUGGAGAAGGAGAGGAAGCACCAGAAGGAGCUGGAACUGGUGGAGGAUGUUUGGCGAGGAGAGGCCCAGGACCUCCUCACCCAGAUUGCCCAGCUUCAAGAGGAGAACAAGCAGCUGAUGACCAACCUCACCAACAAGGAUGUGAACUUCUCGGAGGAAGAAUUCCAGAAGCACGAAGGGAUGUCAGAAAGAGAGAGGCAAGUGAUGAAAAAGCUGAAGGAAGUGGUUGACAAACAGCGGGAUGAAAUCCGGGCGAAGGACAGAGAACUGGGACUUAAAAAUGAAGAUGUAGAAGCACUCCAGCAGCAGCAAAACAGGUUGAUGAAGAUAAAUCAUGAUCUGCGGCACCGGAUUACCGUCGUGGAAGCUCAGGGGAAGGGCUUGAUUGAGCAGAAAGUAGAGCUGGAAGCCUAUUUGCAAACCAAAGAGCAAGAGAUGACGGCGUUGAGAGCGGAGCUGGGGAAAAUGAGGGAGAAACUCCAAGGGGAACCGAGUCACAACGGAGAAGCAGCACAGCCGGAAGAGCCCAAGAACGCCGAGGAAUUCCUCUCGGAAGCGGAGAAGACUGCUUUGGAUUUGAAAGACCCCAAUCGGCCCAGAUUCACCCUACAAGAGCUGCGGGACGUCCUACACGAGAGGAACGAGCUGAAAUCCAAGGUCUUUCUUCUUCAAGAGGAGCUUCUGUAUUACAAGAGUGACGAAUUGGAUGAAGAGACCCGAUCGGCUCAGCCACCAGCCAUCCUUAAUUCCAAACCGUUGACUCCGCAAGAAUCUGGCAUCAAACGAUUGAUCUUUACUGCCGUUAUGCCUAUGGUUGCUGCCGGAUUGAUCCCGGACGAUCCCACAUUGCAGCCAAUCAGAAGACUUAUGUCUCUUGUAGGGACUCUGGAUUUUGAAUGUUUUUGUUUUUAUAUCCCUUUUCCCCGCCUUCGCUAUAUAGUUCGUAUGUCCCCACCCCGGGUUUUUUUGCAUGCCCUGCUGUCGUUUAAUUCCCCCCCCCCUCUAACUCCCGCUGUGUUCUUGUUGGCUGACUGUGGGAUCAUAGAAAAACCCCAACCCCCAAAUGAGAAAAACGGGGGGGCUAAGAACACACCUGGGGUGCCAGGUGUGGCCCUUGUGGGAAUAUUUUUAAUUGCACUUCUGUCUCGAUUGCAACAACUUCGGUGUUGGAGACAAUAACUUGCAAGAAUUUGGCCCAUCCUCCUGUCUAUUUGGUGCUCCAAGAAUUUCCCGGGCCCUUCUAUCUACCUUCUACAGGUAACCCUUGACUUACGACCAUUCAUUUAGCGUACAGCGGGGUUGAAAAAACAACGCCCUCGCACUUACAGCAUCCCUGCAGAUCCUGUGAUUGCAACCGGCAUGUACUGUAUUUACGACGACCCUGGGCUCACGGGAGUGGCGUUGUACGACUUUCCCAGCUGGUUUCCAACAAGCAAAAUUAGGGCAGAAUCCGGGCAAGGAAGCUCACGAACAGCGAUCCCGCGUCUCGCUUAACCACCGAAGCCAAAAGGUCGUAAAAUUGGGUGUAGGUCCCAUGUCUUUAACGACCGCAGUGCUUAGAGGUGAAUUCUCUGCACCCCAUUGGCGUAGUAAGUCACGGGCUAACCCGUAUAAGGGUUUUCCAGCCUCCUUCAUAUUAUCUGAUUCAGCUUCUCCAAGAAAACAGCAUAUCUAUAUCUAUUUUUCUCAGUAGUUUGAAUGUUUAUAUAAACAUUCCUGGAUGUUUAAAAUACCUUUAAAUCUUCUGUGACGUCGCAGGAUGCUCAGCCCAUGACCGAGAGUCCUUCCGAGGUGGUGCAGUGGUUAGGGUGCAGUACUGCAGGCCACUUCAGCUGA